CUGUUGCUGUCGGUUGUCAUGUCCCGUACACGCCAACCGGGGACGACGCCCCAGCUCCAAACUACCACAGAAUCACGCGAUUCAUCCACCGUUCGACUUACAGGGACCCUUCGAUUGAGGGGGGACGAGACCCCGAGCGCAAGCGAACCCUCUUCGGCCCGGCGCAUCAGAUGGAGUGAAGACGUUGUGGAUAAUGAAGGAAUGGGGAAGAAGAGCUCCAAAGUGUGCUGUAUCUACCACAAAGCUCGCCCCAUAGGCGAGAGCAGCUCCGAAUCCGAGUCUUCGGACUCUAACUCGUCCGACUCCGAAAGUGACAACGAGAUCGAUCGCCGCAGGCUCCGAGCAAACCACUCCCAUCGCUUGCACCCUCGGGGCCGGAGACCGGCUGAUGGGGAACCAUCGGAGCAGUCGCCAGAGCAAGAUCAAGGGCCUUGCUGCGAGCAACAACAUUCAAAUCAUAAACGACGGAAGCCAAGUCCAAAUGCGUACGAGAAGAUGCCCAAAUCUUCUAAAAAUCCACGGGGCACAUGA
Messenger RNA from Penicillium cinerascens, 531 nucleotides. RefSeq names its product PPP1R11/YPI1 family protein. The record is from RefSeq and is a predicted model, not a curated record. The transcript has 2 exons. Bases 19 to 531 code for a protein of 170 amino acids. NCBI's taxonomy places the organism in Eukaryota, Fungi, Ascomycota, Eurotiomycetes, Eurotiales, Aspergillaceae. Gene Ontology annotation, molecular function: protein serine/threonine phosphatase inhibitor activity; protein phosphatase 1 binding. Gene Ontology annotation, cellular component: nucleus.